Necator americanus (New World hookworm) is the source of this 354-nucleotide messenger RNA. RefSeq lists its product as uncharacterized. The transcript has a single exon. The record is from RefSeq and is a predicted model, not a curated record. NCBI's taxonomy places the organism in Eukaryota, Metazoa, Nematoda, Chromadorea, Rhabditida, Ancylostomatidae. The coding region runs from base 1 to 354 and encodes 117 amino acids.
AUGUACAAGGUAUUGGAGCGCAUUAUCCUGGACCGACUCAUUAAACAUCGCGAAGAACAACGCGCGACGAGCAAGCUGGCUUUCGUCCUGGCCGAUCUACGAUUGACCAGCUUCAUCGUCAGGAGAGUGAUCGAAAUCCGGCAGCGGUAUUCGAAGGCAAUGCAAUUAACGUUUCCGGACUUUGAGGCCGCUUUCGGCUCUCCUCAUCGAGGCCGUCUUCUCAACGCGCUCUACGCCUGUGGAGUGCCAGGAAAGUUCGUUCGGUUGCUUGAUGACAUGAAUCAACGAACAGCCGCUGCAGUUCAAACACUAGCUGGAUGUACAAUACCGUUUAAGGUGGUAACUGGAGUAUGA